AUGUCAGGUAUCAUCAAAGCUAUUUUUGGUCAUCAUAAAGAUGAAGAUGAGAAAAAACAUCAUCAAAAUACAACUGAAACAGUUGCAACUGUUGGGACAGCGUCUGGUUCAUCCAUAGCUCACACGGCUAUUAGCGAAGAUGUUCGUGUCCAAUCUGUGGUCUCAACCGAAACAAAUACAAGUGUUAGUGUGCAAAAUUCAAAGAAAAUUGCCGAUCUUAUGAACAAACUAGGCACAACACAUCAUCAAAUCGACGAAUAUUCAAAAAAACGUACAGCUGAAAUUAGCGAAGCAGUUUCCGAUGCAAUUAAUAAAGUUGUUGCUGAUACAGCUGCACAACAACAUAAAUUGUUAUCCGAUGCCAAUGAACGUUCAGUCGCAAUUGAAAACGAAUACAAAGUCCGUUUACAAGAACGUAUUGUUCAACUCGAUAAUGAAAAAGCGAUUUUAUUAGCUGAGUUAGAACGGGCGUUAAAUGAACGUCAAGAAGCGAUUUUGCUCAAAGCAAGACAAGAAAUUGAUAUGGUACAAGAUGCUGCCAAUCGAGAAAAAAUGGCCGUUUUCAAAGAAGCACAAGCAAGAGCGAAUCAACAAGUCGAUCAAAUUACUGAACAAGUUGCUGAACUUGCUGCUGAAGAUGCACAACGGCGUCUGCAAUCGACAACUCAAACCGUUAUUACAACAAAAGCUGUUGCAUCAGGCGAGACGCACACUCAAGGUGCACAUGUUACAACUACAACAACAUCACGAAAAUCUUCCGAAUCUCAUCAUUCAUCAAUUAGCAAUUAA
Messenger RNA from Adineta ricciae, 789 nucleotides. NCBI's taxonomy places the organism in Eukaryota, Metazoa, Rotifera, Eurotatoria, Adinetida, Adinetidae. The record is from the annotation of a GenBank genome assembly.